AUGGGAGUAUUAGCCUCCCGGCACAAGACGGUGCCAAGAGGCGAAGGAGUAAAGCUCGCCUUUGAUCCGGACGAGAAGUGGAGUAAUCUCUAUCGAGAACGAGAAAAGAAUCAUUUGUAUAAAUGGGUUGGUGUACGAAAAGGUGGAGAUCUCAUAAAUAUCUAUGAGCGGGACGGCGAAGAUGGUGUACUGAAAUUCGCCGAUGAAAAAAUGACUGGAAUGCUCUAUAACGAAGGACGUCAACCACAAUUGAUCAAAGCUCAGGACUAUAUAAAAUGGAAGAAAGGAGUGAACGUGCAACUCGGCUUGAGCGAUGUUAGCGGUCUCGAAAUGCACGAGAUGAAAUUCAAAGAGCAUCAGGCACUUUGGAAACUGAACAAACGUGGUGUCGAUGGCGAAAAUAUCAUACAUUUACUUCUUAACAGAGAGGAACAGGUAUGUUACGAAAUCGCUCGGAUUCUUCUUAAGCGUUAUCCAGGCUUGGCCAAUGAUAUCUAUAUGGGUGACGAAAUGUUCGGCCAAACAGCCCUCCAUCUGGCAAUCGUUCAUGACGACUACGAGACCGUACAACUGCUUCUCGCCAGCAAUGCCGACGUGAACGCACGAGCUUGUGGCUAUUUCUUUCUACCUGAAGAUUUCAAGGCCACCAAUAAAGUCACCGACUAUCAAGGAUAUGCUUACUAUGGCGAGUAUCCCUUAGCAUUUGCAGCGUGUUUUGCCAACAAGGACAUCUACGACCUGCUCAUUCAGUACGGUGCUAACCCGAAUCUACAGGAUUCGUUUGGGAAUACCAUCUUACAUAUGUGUGUCAUCAACUACAGCAGCUCAAUGUAUUCGUACGCUGUUCGACAUUGGGCGAAGCCAGCUGACCCACAUGUGGUAAACCACGCUGGUUUGACACCGUUGACAUUGGCAACAAAACUGGGACGAAAGCAUAUUUUUGAGGAAAUGCUCGAGUUAAUGAAAGUGGAGUUUUGGCGUUUCUCGGACAUGACAUGUUCGGCGUAUCCGCUGAACGCUCUGGAUACCAUACAACCAGACGGUUCCACCAAUUAUGACUCGGCAUUGAUGACGGUGAUCAACGGCAGUACCGCUGAGCACUUGGAUAUGAUUGGAAGCGAAGUGAUUCAACGCCUACUCGCCGACAAAUGGAAGGCGUUCGCUAUGCGAAAGCUAAUCGAACGUCUUGCACUGCUCAUUGUUCAACUGGUCACUUUAUCGAUAGUAGUUUAUGUGCGACCUACUGAGGUCUCACGACUGUACAUGCAGGAACCCCAAUGGGAUGAUUAUAUACGUACAGUCUGUGAAGUGCUGACCAUUAUAAAUUGUGUAUUUUUCGUGUUCUUUCAACAAUUUGGAGAGAUUCGUACUCAAGGAUUGACCGGGUAUUUUAGGAACUUGAAGACGGUUCCAGCAAAAGCGGUAUUUUGUGUGGCUAAUAUUUGUAUUUUAUUGUGUAUACCUUUUCGUUUCCUACAUUUACAUGAAAUCGAAGAGGCUCUAUUUGUCUUUGCACUACCCGGUUCAUGGAUGUUUUUGUUGUUUUUUGCCAGAAGUGCCAAGCUGACUGGUCCAUUCGUGCAAAUGAUUUACAGUAUGAUUGCUGGUGACAUGAUGCGAUUCGCUAUCAUUUCAGCAAUCUUUCUGGUCUCCUUCUCACAAGUUUUUUAUUUCGUCGGCAAAGACAUGGACGCUAAACAACAUUUGAAUCAUACGAAUCCACAUCAUUGUCCUGUCGAUGGAUACGAUAUCUACACGUACGACAACUUUCCAGAGACGUUCAUCACGUUGUUUCGUGCCAGCAUGGGCGGAUACGACUACGAAGAAUUCGCAUGUGCAAACUAUGAAGUACUAACGAAAACGUUGUUUGUCCUGUACAUGUUCGUGAUGCCGAUCAUGAUGAUCAACAUCCUCAUCGCUAUGAUGGGCAACACCUACACCACCGUUAUCGCACAAGCAGAGAAGGCCUGGCGACAGCAGUAUGCUCAAAUUGUGAUGGUGUUGGAAAGGUCGGUAGGACGUGAGAAAUUGGCAGCCAGCCAACUUGAAUACAGUAUCAAGUUGAACGAUACGAACGAUGCUGCGCUGGAGGUUCGUGGACUGAUGGUGAUCAAACAGACGAAGAAAACUCGAGCAAAACAACGUAAACAAGCCAUCCAUCACUGGAAAACCAUCAGUCGAAAGGUAAUUCAUACAAUAGCCAAAGUCGGAAAAGAGACUGCCAUAGUUCUUCUUCAUGGUCAUGAUCGAGUUGAACCAAUUAUUAGCGAAGAGGAAAGGGUUCACAUCGAUGUAUUUUUUACAAUAAUUUCGUGUGUUCAGCACCGAACGUUACGAGUUCGUGGAGUUGAGAUGGUACCGUCCGCAGAUGUACCGAAUAUGCCUACGAGUUCACCACCGCAUCGAGCUAUCAGUCCAAAAGUUCGCCAUGAUAUGUUUCAUAGAAAAGACAGUUUUAAUAGUGGUGCUAGCAAAUGA
Messenger RNA from Angiostrongylus costaricensis, 2478 nucleotides. The record is from the annotation of a GenBank genome assembly. Lineage: Eukaryota; Metazoa; Nematoda; Chromadorea; Rhabditida; Metastrongylidae.